CCUUUUACCCUCAACACAGCCAAAAUGGCGAGAGGUCCGAAGAAACAUUUGAAGCGCUUGAAUGCGCCCAGACACUGGAUGUUGGAUAAGAUGACUGGUUGUUUUGCUCCCAAGCCGAGCUGCGGACCCCACAAGCUGCGCGAGUGCCUGCCGCUCGUCAUCUUCCUGCGUAACCGGCUGAAGUACGCGCUGACGGGAGACGAGGUGAAGAAGAUCGUCAUGCAGCGCCUCAUCAAGGUCGACGGCAAGGUGCGCACCGACGCCACCUACCCGACGGGAUUCAUGGACGUCGUCACCAUUGAGAAGACGGACGAGCGUUUCCGGCUCAUCUACGACGUGAAGGGUCGCUUCACCGUCCACAGGAUCACUGCGCAGGAGGCAGCGUACAAGCUGUGCAAGGUGAAGAAACUGGAGGUGGGGCCGAAGGGCGUGCCGUUCAUCGUGACGCACGACGGCCGCACGAUCCGCUACCCCGAUCCCAACGUCAAGGUCCACGACACCGUCAAGGUCGACAUCGCCUCCGGAAAGAUCCAGGAUUACAUCAAGUUCGACACGGGUAACCUAUGCAUGAUCACCGGCGGUCGUAACUUGGGGCGCGUCGGCACCGUAACGCACAGGGACCGUCAUCUCGGAUCCUUCGACAUCUGCCACAUCAAGGACAGCGCCGGUAACUCCUUCGCCACCAGACUGAGCAACGUCUUCAUCAUCGGCAAGGGGAACAAGGCUUACGUGUCGUUGCCACGGGGACGCGGCGUCAAGCUGAAGAUCGCCGAGGAGAGAGACAGGAGACUGCUGCAGAAGACCCAGGGCCACUAAUGAAUGCGUUGCGCAGCCACGAUUUACUGUACAGAGAGAGAGAGAGAGGGACGGACGCCGAGUAAAUAAAUAGUAUUGGCCAAGCGAAGA
Molecule: messenger RNA, 906 nt
Organism: Priapulus caudatus
Lineage: Eukaryota; Metazoa; Priapulida; Priapulimorpha; Priapulimorphida; Priapulidae
Product: 40S ribosomal protein S4-like
Biological process (GO): translation
Cellular component (GO): cytosolic small ribosomal subunit; ribosome
Molecular function (GO): structural constituent of ribosome; RNA binding
Source: RefSeq, a predicted model, not a curated record